UUCUCCGCCACUCAACAUAAAAAAAAAGAAGUGAUAAGGACCGCGGGACGUAGGCUGAAAACUGAAGCCGUUCAGGACUGUUAUCUUGUGUUUGUGAUUUCUUUGGUUUUCGUGGUGACAGAAUCUCAGACACGCAGCAGAAUGGGAGUGUAUGAAGAAAAAAAAGAAACCUGUGGUACCAUCUGCUUGAAAUAUCUCCUGUUUACAUUCAACUUUCUGUUCUGGCUGGCAGGGGGUGCUGUGAUGGCAGUGGGUGUUUGGACCUUGGUAGAGAAGAAUGACUACAUCAGCCUUCUCUCCUCCAAGACUUAUGCUGCCUCUGCCUACAUACUGGUCCUGGCUGGAGUGAUCGUCAUGGUAACAGGCUUGCUGGGUUGCUGUGCUACCUUCAAGGAACAUCAGAAGUUACUGCAAGUGUACUUUGUCCUGCUGCUGUGUAUCUUCCUGUUGGAGGUCCUGGCUGGCAUCCUUGCUUAUAUCUACUAUCGACAGUUGAAUGCAGAAUUGAAGCAGAACCUGAAGGAGACUAUGACCCAGAAAUAUCAGCAGGAAGACCAGGAGCACAUCACCGUGGCUGUGGACAAACUGCAGCAGGAGUUCAAGUGCUGUGGGAGCAACAGAUCAUCUGACUGGGCUGAGAGUGUCUGGAUCCGGUCCAGAGAAGCAGGGGGUCGGAUGGUACCUGAUAGCUGCUGCAAGACGCCAACUGACCACUGUGGGCGCCGAGACCACCCCUCCAACAUUUACAAAGUUGAGGGUGGGUGCAUUACGAAACUGGAGAACUUCAUCCUGGACCAUCUGAAGAUCAUUGGGGCGGUGGGUGUCGGGAUUGCCUUUGUACAGAUCAUAGGGAUGGUGUUCACAUGCUGCCUGUACCAACGCCUAAAGGCCGAGCCGUACUGAGGGGUGACACGCAGCUUCAUCAUCACAGAGCACUCACUUACCCUUCAGAGGAUUUCGGCUUGGUAGACAAAGGACAGGUUUAGUUCAGUGCUUAAGAACUCAAACCGCAUCAUCAUCAUCAUCAUCAUCAUCACAGAGAUACCAAAAAAACAGAACGGUUAUCACGGGGCUGUAAGGGACAAAUUAAGACAAAGUGCCUCUGUGGGACAGACGCUUGUGUCUUCCUCCCCACUGGGUGUCGUGAACACUGAAACCACCACUCUGUACCAAAUGAUAAUCAAACUUCUUGUUUUCCAGCUGCUGGUUUUAACUGCAGCAUGUGAUGUUUCCACCUUAACUGUCCACUUGCACAUGUUCUGUUUGUUUGUUUGUGGCCUUUUAAACCUUCCACUUAUUCUUCUGUUUUUACAUUUGUGUGUCUGUUUCUUUUUACUCACACUGGAGGUUUGUUCUUAUGGGACUGUAUCUGCCGCAUUUCUAAUCUGUAUGAAGGGAGAACAAAGAGCGCCACCUGUAUUAUAUUGAUGGGUUUUUAUAGAACUGAUUCCACACACUAAUUAUCUGUAAUGACCUGCUGUAUUUAAAAAAAAGAGCAUUUCCAACCUGAGUCAUGUAUCUACUGAUGUCUCUUUUUAGAUGAUCUUAAAUGAUUUUUUUUUUAGUUUUCUAUAGACUGUAUAUAUAUAUAGAUAGAGAUAGAUAAUUGUGUUUAACAGACAAGGGUUAAAAAAUGAUACUCAGUGUUGUGUGGUUUUUUUUUUUUCCCCUCACGUUUAAAGGUGUAGUCCUCUUUGAUUAUCCUCAAAUUUGGCAAAAUUGACUUCAUGCUGAAAUGUAACUACUGUCAUAUACUUCAUUUCUGUGGUUUAUUGCGAACUUCCUGAUAUUUUGGGGGAUUCCACGGCAGAUCUGAUCAGUUGACUUUGAGAGGUCUUGCAGACAACAUGAAUAAGAAGUGCAUGUGCACAUGUAUUCAGUGGGAACAAUGAAUUUCUUUAAAGUUUUGGAAG
This is a messenger RNA of Thalassophryne amazonica, 1913 nucleotides long. RefSeq names its product CD151 antigen-like. The coding region runs from base 142 to 903 and encodes 253 amino acids. The record is from RefSeq and is a predicted model, not a curated record. NCBI's taxonomy places the organism in Eukaryota, Metazoa, Chordata, Actinopteri, Batrachoidiformes, Batrachoididae. The transcript has 9 exons. Gene Ontology annotation, cellular component: membrane.